This is a messenger RNA of Mesocestoides corti, 825 nucleotides long. Lineage: Eukaryota; Metazoa; Platyhelminthes; Cestoda; Cyclophyllidea; Mesocestoididae. The record is from the annotation of a GenBank genome assembly.
ACUAAUCUUGUUUGUAGAACUGCAUGUUUCGCACAUUUUCCGAAGGCGUUUUCUGGCUCACCCGUUGGAAUGGAUGUGUCUGAGGCUGCCACUUUUAAAUCUCUGUCCGACCAGUGGUGGGAUCGUGACGGGGAUUUUCGAGCACUUCAUGCUCUUAACUCCGUUCGGUUGGAACUGGUUAAUAAUUUAUUCAAGGAUGAAUCUCGUAAACCCUGGUACCCUCUUUACGGAAUGAAGAUAGUAGAUGUGGGUUGUGGAGGUGGGAUAUUGUCGGAGCCGCUCGCUCGUCUUGGGGCUAAGGUUUUGGGCAUAGACCUGUUACCAGAAUGCAUAGAUGCUGCAAAGAACCAUGUGGCGAGCAUAAACCCUAAACAAUGGGAAGAUGCACCGUUCGGUGCCCCAGAAUACCGAUCUAUAAGCACACAGGAUUUAGCCACUGAAUUCCCUGGGAAAUUUGAUGCCGUUAUCGCCUCAGAACUUUUGGAACACGUUUCAGACUGGGAGAAGAUUGUCAGAGAUGCUUCUGUGUGUCUGAAGCCUGGUGGGCACUUCAUCGCAACGACAAUAAACCGGACGAUGUUGUCCUACUGGUUGGGCAUCGUCGUGGCCGAAAACGUUCUCAAAAUAGCUCCCCGUGGAACGCAUACGUGGGACAAAUUUAUAGAACCAUCCGAGCUGUGUAUGGCUGCAGUCAGACACAACCUUCAACCAAGAAAAGUUAUUGGAAUUGCUUACAACCCUCUUUCGAAUUCCUGGAGGUGGUCCUCGUCACAGUCAAUUAGUUACGCUUUCCAUGCUGUCAAGUUUUCACCUGAAGCUCCUUGA